Molecule: messenger RNA, 1463 nt
Organism: Manacus vitellinus (golden-collared manakin)
Lineage: Eukaryota; Metazoa; Chordata; Aves; Passeriformes; Pipridae
Gene: KDF1
Product: keratinocyte differentiation factor 1
Exons: 4
Coding region: 213-1463 (416 amino acids)
Biological process (GO): keratinocyte development; regulation of epidermal cell division
Cellular component (GO): cell junction
Source: RefSeq, a predicted model, not a curated record
AGAACUUCACAAAGAAAUCCUGUCCUGUGAACAAUGAAGAUCUUAGACCCGGGCUAACUCUUAGAGGUGCAAACCCUUUUUGAAUCCUUCCUUGCUGCUCUGGAGCAGAUGCUGAGGCUCUUUGGAGGGACCUUCUCCAGUCUCACACGGCGCCUGCGUGACAGCAGAGGAAGCAACGAGAGAGUCACGACCCUGUGCCCGAGUGCUGAGCCAUGCUGGGCCGGAAAACACGACUCCCCCAGGACCUGAACAGCCACCGCCAGCUGAACCAGUCCUGCCAGGAGGCCGUGCCCCUGCGGACCCGGGCGCCCAAGGACACAGAUGUCAGCUUGGAGGUGUUCAGUGGCUCCACGCCGGAGAUCAAGCCCAGCCGCAGCCGAGCCCAGCAGAUGCGGGACAGGAAAGGGCGCAAAGCUGAGCUCAAAGACUCCAACGGCAGAGAGGCAGAGACAAUUACCUUUAUCUCUGGCACAGCAGAGGCUCCCCCAAACCAGAGCUUUUGCUGUUCCUCUCUGUCUCAGGCCUGGAACACGUACAAGGCUGUUUUCUGUUGUAUAGUGACCUGUGGGGGCUGCUUCCAGGACUGCAGUGUCUGUGUCCCCUACCCGGGGCCCGCCGAGACCUCCACUGACGAUGGAAAGAACGGAGACUAUAACGGGCGGCUGCCAAACAGCCCCACCAACGUCUCUCCCGCUGAGAAGAACGGGAACCAGAUAAAAAAGUCCAGCGUGGGCAGCAGUUUCAGUUACCCGGAUGUGAAGCUGAAGGGCAUCCCUGUCUACCAAAACAGGAGCCCCAGCCACCAGCUGGAAUCGGAUUCCUGCUGCAAGGAGCUGCUGGAGAAGCCCUUCAGGAACAGCAUAGAAAAGCCGCCGCUCCCCAGCAGCCACCGGAGCUCGGAGGAGUAUUAUUCCUUCCACGAGUCUGAUGUGGACAUCAGUGAGCUGAAUGGCUCCAUGUCCAGCAGGCAGAUUGAUGUCCUGAUCUUCAAGAAGCUGACGGAGCUCUUCAGCGUCCACCAGAUCGACGAGCUGGCCAAGUGCACCUCGGACACCGUCUUCCUGGAGAAGACCAACAAGAUCUCGGACCUCAUCAACAGCAUAACUCAGGACUACAACCUGGACGAGCAGGACGCCGAGUGCAGGCUGGUCCGAGGCAUCAUCCGCAUCAGCACCCGCAAAAGCAGGGUCCGGCCCCACAUUUCCACCCCAGCCAGCCAGAGCCACGAGGAGAAGUCCAGCCGGGGCAACGCGCCCGACAGCGGCAACGAGACGAUGCUGGAGUCCAUGGUCAUGAGCCAGGAUGAUUUGGCCGUGCAAAUAUCGGAAGAAACGCCGGCAGAUGUGAUGGCCCGGAAUAUGAGGCGGCACAGCAGCGCAGGCUCUCCAACAAGCAGAGAUUCCUCUUUCCAAGACACAGAGACUGACUCGUCUGGGGCACCUCUGCUUCAGGUGUAUUGUUAA